Molecule: messenger RNA, 1581 nt
Organism: Cariama cristata (Red-legged seriema)
Lineage: Eukaryota; Metazoa; Chordata; Aves; Cariamiformes; Cariamidae
Gene: MTMR12
Product: myotubularin related protein 12
Exons: 8
Source: RefSeq, a predicted model, not a curated record
AUUUGGUGUUGGUCUUGCCAUAACGGUGCUGCUCUUCUCAAAAUGUCUGCAUUUCCCAAAGAACAGGAUGACAGCACUUCACAAAUGCAAAAAGCCUUCUUGGAUGGAAUCUAUAAGACAAUUAGCAAACCUCCCUAUGAACUCCUGAAGACAGAUGACUUGUCAAGCAGCCUUCCGUCUCUGCAAGAUAUCCAGACUGCAUACACAAGAUUUAAACAGCUGUUUUUGAUAGAUAACAGUACAGACUUCUGGGCAACUGAUGUGAAAUGGUUUUCAUUACUGGAGAGCACAAACUGGCUAGAGAUAAUCAGGCGAGUCUUGAAGAAAGCAAUAGAAGUUGCUGAGUGUUUGGAAAGACAGCAUACAAACGUUCUCCUUAUAGAAGAGAGUGCUACUGAUCUGUGCUGUGUAAUCUCUAGUCUGGUUCAAGUGAUGAUGGAUUCAUACAGCAGAACAAAGUCAGGGUUUCAGAGCCUUAUUCAGAAGGAGUGGGUAAUUGGAGGACAUGGCUUUUUGGAUCGUUGUAACCACUUACAUAAAAGUGACAAAGAAGAGGCUCCUGUUUUUCUGCUCCUGCUAAAUUGUGUUUGGCAGUUGGUACAACAGUAUCCUCCAGCAUUUGAGUUCACAGAAACUUACUUAACUGUCUUGUCAGACAGCCUCUAUGUGCCUAUUUUUAGCACUUUCUUCUUCAACUCACAACAUCAAAAAGACACUAAUAUGAGUGGUGAAAGCCUCAAGACACAAAGCGGUCCUUUCAGAUUUCUUACUGUGUGGGACUGGUCUGUGCAGUUUGACCCCAAGGCCCAGGCUUUCCUGAACAACCCUCUUUAUGCAGAGAAACCAAAACCAGACAAAAGUCAACGGAAAACUGCACGAUUCAAACAUCAACGGCAAUUUUCUUUGCCAUUGACACAAACAAAACCUUCCACAAAGAGAGGAUUUUUCAGGGAGGAAACAGAUCAUUUAAUUAAAAACAUUCUGGGUAAAACAAUUGGCAAGUUCAUAAAUUCUUCAGAUGAACCUCCUAAUAGCUUCAGGGAAUUUUAUGAUAGCUGGCAUAGUAAACCUGUUGACUAUCAUGGUCUUUUGUUACCUCGCAUUGAUGGCCCUGAAAUCAAAGUCUGGGCACAAAGGUAUUUACGAUGGAUUCCUGAAGCCCAGCUUCAUGGUGGUGGUACAAUAGCUACAGCUGCCAAGAUUUUGGACUUGAUGGAGGAAGUGCAAAGCUUGCAGGUGAAAAUGGAUGAAGAACAUAGUCAAGCUAUUUCCAGAGAUGUACAUUCUGUUCCAAUGCUGAGAAAUUCUGCCCGUUUGUCAUCCUUGUUUCCAUUUGCUUUACUUCAGAGACAGUCUAUCAAACCAGCUUUACCCACUAGCACCUGGAAAGACUUGGAAGAUGAGGAUGAUUUGGUCAAGAGGGAUGACGAAUUUGUUGAUCUAAGUGGUGAUAUGUCAUAAAGUGUAUAUAAAUUGAAGUAUGAAUUGUGGCUAAGCUCCCAGUUUUAAAUGUUGUGCUGUAUCCUCAUACAAGGAACUCACUCAAGCAUCUGCAGCCUGUUUAGUGGGUUUGGGGUUAAA